AUGCGUAAAGCGAUAGACGAGGCAUGCCAGGGGGUUGAAGCUGGUGAUGGAGGACCUUUCGGAGCCGUGGUAGUAAAGGAUGGGAAAAUCGUCGCUACUGGCCAUAACAUGGUAAGUUUUCCACUUCCCGAAUUCUUUCGAUGGGAUUCCAAUGAAAGUAUUUUUCUUAGAAUUAUAAAUGUCUUAGAAUCUUUAUAUCUCCGAUAA
Messenger RNA from Haemonchus placei, 207 nucleotides. The record is from the annotation of a GenBank genome assembly. Lineage: Eukaryota; Metazoa; Nematoda; Chromadorea; Rhabditida; Trichostrongylidae.